Messenger RNA from Nematolebias whitei (Rio pearlfish), 1901 nucleotides. RefSeq names its product iroquois homeobox 5a (gene irx5a). The transcript has 3 exons. Gene Ontology annotation, biological process: neuron differentiation; regulation of transcription by RNA polymerase II; cell development. NCBI's taxonomy places the organism in Eukaryota, Metazoa, Chordata, Actinopteri, Cyprinodontiformes, Rivulidae. Gene Ontology annotation, cellular component: nucleus. The record is from RefSeq and is a predicted model, not a curated record. Gene Ontology annotation, molecular function: DNA-binding transcription factor activity, RNA polymerase II-specific; RNA polymerase II cis-regulatory region sequence-specific DNA binding. The coding region runs from base 502 to 1854 and encodes 450 amino acids.
AACUCGCCUAUCCCUUGGAUGACUACACCCGGAGAGGAGGAGCGUGCGCAGCGUAGUAGGCGUCAAGAUCCUCAAUUUCCAACUUAGCAUCUUGGCAGGACAUUUUCCCAAGCAAAGCCCCCGUCCGACGGGACGAAAAAAUAUAUAAAUAAAACUUGUGCACAGGCAUGAGCGCGACGGUGCAGCUCGGAUAAGGGAGCAGCACAGAGACACAACCUCCGCCGGAGCGUGGCUGCAGCUGCAGCGACCGCACUGAUCCACCCGCUCCUCGAGCCUUUAAACAAAAAACUAAACUCUGCACUUCUUUGUUUUUUUUGUUUUGUUUUUUACAUUUUAUUCCCUCGAAAGGACAGACAGAGGGGUCUGCGGGCGCACAGCGCGCUCCGACAGCAGCGCAUGAGAAACUAAAGACAAACCACAAACCAAAAAAAAAAAAAAAAACGAGAGGAGAGGGGGUGAAAGAGCGCAAGUUAAGUGGCUCACUCUCUCCGGGGCUCCAGCAUGGCGUAUCCUCAGGGCUACUUGUACCAGCCGUCCGCCUCCUUGGCUCUGUACUCGUGCCCCGCGUACAGCACGAGCGUCAUUUCGGGACCCAGGACGGAGGAACUUGGGAGAUCCUCCUCGGGAUCUGCUUUUGCGCCCUACGCCGGAUCUACUGCGUUCACGAGCGCCUCUCCGGGCUACAACGCGCACCUCCCGUACAGCGCAGACGCGGCGGCAGCUGCCACCUUCACCUCAUACGUGAGUUCUCCCUAUGAUCACACCACGGGAAUGGCCGGGUCUAUAGGAUACCACCCUUACGCAGCGCCCUUGGGCACCUACCCUUAUGGUGACCCCGCGUACCGCAAAAACGCAACGCGGGACGCGACCGCCACCCUGAAGGCCUGGCUCAACGAGCACCGCAAGAACCCCUACCCCACCAAGGGCGAGAAGAUCAUGCUGGCCAUCAUCACCAAGAUGACCCUCACGCAGGUGUCCACCUGGUUCGCCAACGCCCGGAGGAGACUAAAGAAGGAGAACAAGAUGACCUGGAUCCCCCGGAACCGGAGCGAGGACGAGGAGGAGGACGAGAAUAUUGACUUGGAGAAAAAUGACGACGACGAGCCCAACAAGCCUUUAGAUAAAGGAGACUCCACAGACACAGAAGCAGAUCACAAACUACUGAACCCAGGGGACAUGGGCUGCGACAGAUUUAAAGAAGAGAGCCGUGGCAAAGAAGUGGACCCCCUCCUGAGCGACUCGGAGUUAAAAGACCAGGAGGAGCGGACUACGGAGCUGCUUCCGGACUCCGCCAAACCGACCACCUCGUCCCCCCCGGCGGCCCCCCGGGGGAGCCAGGCCGCCGCGCAGCAAGACAAGCCGUCAGAUUUAAGCCACGCACAGAACGCAGUGACCAGCAACGUGACCUCUGUGAUCCACUCGCCCCCCUCGGCCCCCAAACCCAAACUCUGGUCCCUCGCGGAGAUCGCCACGUCCUCAGACAGGUGUAAAAGCAGCGGCGGCGCAGGCGACGCGCAGGCGUGUCCGGGUUUGGGUCAUCAGAGCGCGGUGCUGGGCAGCACCGCGUCCCCGUCCCGGUCCUCGCCGCAGUGCCCCCUCCCCAACAGCACGGUUCUGUCCAGGCCUCUGUACUACACGUCCCCUUUCUACCCUGGCUACACGAACUACGGUGGCACUUUUGGACACCUCCACAGCGGCUCGGGCUCCGCGGCGCAUUUCAAUGGAAUAAACCAGACUGUGUUAAAUAGAGCAGAGGCUCUGGUGAGAGAGAGCCAGAAAGUCAGAAGCCAAACGCAGGUAGAUCUUUGUAAAGACUCCCCUUUUGAACUAAAGAAAGGUAUGUCAAAUAUUUAAUACCUGAAUAUUUGCCACUCACCGCGGACUUUAAUUUAUUUUUUUUU